Molecule: messenger RNA, 2016 nt
Organism: Lentinula edodes (shiitake mushroom)
Lineage: Eukaryota; Fungi; Basidiomycota; Agaricomycetes; Agaricales; Omphalotaceae
Product: Rexo1 protein
Exons: 6
Coding region: 106-1806 (566 amino acids)
Cellular component (GO): nucleus
Molecular function (GO): nucleic acid binding; exonuclease activity
Source: RefSeq, a predicted model, not a curated record
CUCGAAGUUUCUGAGCGCGGUGAUCACGCUGGUGGAAGACUUUCGCUUGACCAUGAUCAAAGUCAAGUGACGGAAAGUCAGAUAUACUUCUUUCUCACCUAUGCUAUGUUUUCAACACUAGGGCUGUUUGCUAACCUUCAAUGCCCUCAACGAGACUCAUGCACACGUCCAAAUUGUCUAUUCUCUCACAACGCCUCCUCGGAUUUGCCUCCACCAAUAACUUUGCGAAUUCCAGUCGAUGAACCCAAGGUCGCCUCUACCAGCUCACUUCCCAGCCCAGUUUCCCAGGCUGAACAAGUAAAGACUGUAGGUGCCAAACGUACCGUCAACUCUUCGCCUCUUAGAGCGACUGGAAGUCCAACUCUUACGCCAAAUGAACCACCCAGAAAGCUUCAGAAGCUGAAUCCGCCCCAGAAACGCGUGGUACAAACAUCAACUCCUGCAGGAGUUCCGAUACUUCAAGUCACUCCAGCUACUUCAGCCGUUGCUAUCCCUGUGCGCCAAGCCAUGCUCAAAACGCUAUAUGAUCAUUUCUUGGUCUUGUACGACAAGAUCUUGAUUUCCCAUCCAAACCUUGCCUCAGAACACGCUCUAAAGCAAGAGCAAGAGGUUUACGCGGCGUCGAACAAGUUCACUUAUCGUAACGCAGUAAUACAAUCCGUCGCUGCCAUCAAACGACGAGUUCCUCCUACCUCCAUAUCUGAUUCUUCAGUUGGCACGGAAGCUGAUCUUACUGCUCGCGCGGAAGCAAAGAAGUCUAUAACUGAACUACGCAUAACCUCGGCGCUUCUCGAACCACAUGUAGUCCCUCUGGAUAUUCUUCAAAGUUGGGGGUAUGUCGUGGAGAUCCCUCCAACGCCUGGGGGCUUGCAGCCUAGCAUGGAGGGUAAACCUGUCAAGUGUGAACGAUGUGGUGAAUUAUUUGUCGUACGUAGACUCGAAGAGAAAGAUCCAGGCAGGCAGGAAUGUUUACACCAUUGGGGAAGACAUUACAACCAAGUAUCUAAUGGUGAAAGGACUCGAGUGUACAAUUGUUGCUCCAAAGACGUCUCCGACAAAGGUUGUGUACAUGGUCCCCAUGUGUUUUAUGAAUCAGAUCCAGAUACCCUUCAUUUGCGACAUGCAUUUUCGGAAUUGGCGACACCGGUCUCGACCUCUUCUUCAGAAUUACUAGACGUCGUUGCUCUGGACUGCGAGAUGAUUUACACAACUGGUGGUAUGCGGGUUGCACGCGUUUCCGUCGUUGACGGUUCUGCAAAGCCCGUUUUCGAUGAGCUAGUUAGAAUGGAUGAUGGAGUGGGGAUAUUGGACUUCAAUACGCGUUUCUCUGGUAUUACGCCAGAAAUGCAUGCAGAGCGUGCCAUAUUACCCUUGUCAUCGAUACGGAAGUCUCUGGACUCGCUGAUUGGGAAGGAUACCAUCCUAAUAGGACAUGCAUUGGAGAACGACUUGAAAACAUUAAGGCUAGUUCACCAUCGAUGUGUAGAUACUGUGUUUUUAUAUCCACAUCCCCGCGGUGCCCCUUAUCGGCGAGCUUUGCGAGAUCUAGCGCGAGAACAUCUGAAUUCGACGAUACAGGAGGGAGGUGGAUCUAGUGGUCAUUCGUCACUUGAGGAUGCCAUUGCCACAUUGGACUUGGUGCGCUUGUAUCUUAUCAACGACAGGAAACUUUCGAGAGGAGCUCCUUCCUCCUCAUCUACAUCUGUGUCAGCCACAACUUCGACAUCCACGGUUCGUCCUAACCUCAAUAAAACACGACAAAAAGUCACGUCUGUUUCUGGUUUUAUGAAACGUCGUCAUACUUGAUACACAUGUCGCUUGUCUUUCUAUCUGCUCGCGCUUGCUAUUUUCCAUUUGAGCAUACCAACAAUCAGUCCAUUAUUAACCCAGUCGGUUACUUGUGCUCGGGAAUCAAGCAGAACCACAUUUCACAAAAUUGUAGCAAGAGUUUUUGGCUUGUCGGUGUACAUUCUUAUUACAGUACUUGUCACAAAUGUAAGAAAUGUUAACAUUCAA